CACACCCAGUUUUUCUCACGACCCAAACCAAAAAAACACACACACAAAAAAAAAAAAAAGAAAAAGAAAAAAAAGACCAAAACGAUUUCUCACUCUCUCUCUCUUUUUUUAUUUUAUUAUUAUCUUUUGCGACUUUUCGUCACUAUAAUCUUUCUAUCAAGUGGUUCGGUUUGGCGCUAAGUUUUCUUCGACCAUGACUCUCUAGGGCUCCUUAAUUUCUUAAUCCUCUCUCUAUUUUUAUUGUUAUAUAAAUCUUAUAUUUUCAGUAGGCACUCGCACAAUUUUGGUUUCCUUCUUCUUCUUCUUCUUCAUAGCUGAAUUCAGCUCCCAACUAUGGGGGGCGACAAAGGCAUCAGUCUCGAGGAGAUUAAAAACGAGUCCGUCGAUCUGGAACGGAUUCCUAUUGAGGAAGUGUUCGAGCAGUUGAAAUGUUCGAGAGAAGGGCUAACAGCGGACGAAGGAGCCAACCGGCUUCAAGUUUUUGGACCAAACAAAUUGGAAGAGAAAAAGGAAAGCAAAAUUCUCAAGUUCCUAGGCUUUAUGUGGAACCCUUUGUCCUGGGUCAUGGAAGCUGCUGCUUUGAUGGCUAUUGCCUUGGCAAAUGGUGGUGGAAGGCCUCCGGACUGGCAGGACUUCGUUGGAAUUAUAGUUCUGCUCCUUAUCAACUCUACCAUCAGUUUUAUCGAAGAAAACAAUGCUGGUAACGCAGCGGCAGCUCUCAUGGCUGGUCUUGCUCCCAAGACCAAGGUUCUCAGAGAUGGUCGAUGGACUGAACAAGAUGCUUCAAUUUUGGUUCCAGGAGACAUAAUCAGCAUUAAGUUGGGAGAUAUUAUACCUGCCGAUGCCCGACUUCUUGAGGGUGAUCCUUUAAAAAUUGAUCAAUCUGCUCUAACAGGGGAGUCUCUUCCUGUCACUAAGAAUCCCUCAGAUGAAGUAUUUUCUGGCUCGACAUGUAAACAGGGUGAAAUUGAAGCAGUUGUGAUUGCCACCGGUGUGCACACCUUUUUCGGCAAAGCUGCCCAUCUGGUGGACAGUACCAACCAAGUUGGACACUUUCAGAAAGUUCUUACUGCUAUUGGAAACUUCUGCAUUUGUUCAAUUGCUGUUGGGAUAGUAAUUGAGAUUAUAGUAAUGUACCCAAUACAACACCGCCAGUACAGGGAUGGGAUUGACAAUUUGCUGGUUCUCUUGAUUGGAGGAAUUCCAAUUGCCAUGCCUACUGUUUUGUCCGUCACCAUGGCUAUUGGGUCCCAUAGGCUUUCUCAACAAGGUGCUAUUACCAAGAGAAUGACUGCCAUUGAGGAAAUGGCUGGCAUGGACGUCCUUUGCAGUGAUAAGACAGGAACCCUGACCCUGAACAAGUUGACUGUAGACAGAAACCUGAUUGAAGUGUUUGCCAAAGGUGUGGAGAAAGAACAUGUAGUUCUACUAGCAGCUAGGGCUUCUAGGACUGAAAAUCAGGAUGCAAUUGAUGCUGCAAUUGUAGGAAUGCUUGCAGAUCCAAAGGAGGCACGGGCCGGUGUAAGAGAGAUCCAUUUCUUACCAUUCAACCCUGUGGACAAGAGGACUGCUCUGACCUACAUUGAUUCGGAUGGAAACUGGCAUAGAGCUAGCAAAGGGGCCCCUGAACAGAUACUAACCCUCUGCAACUGCAAAGAGGAUGUUAAGAAAAAGGUCCAUUCGGUGAUUGACAAGUUUGCUGAACGUGGACUUCGUUCUUUGGCCGUUGCACGACAGGUAAUACCUGAGAAGUCGAAAGAUAGUCCAGGAGCACCAUGGCAAUUUGUUGGUUUGUUGCCUCUAUUUGAUCCUCCUAGGCAUGACAGUGCUGAAACCAUUCGAAGAGCCCUUAAUCUUGGUGUUAACGUGAAGAUGAUUACAGGGGAUCAACUUGCCAUUGCCAAGGAAACUGGCCGAAGGCUAGGAAUGGGAACAAACAUGUACCCAUCUUCAUCAUUACUUGGUCAAGACAAGGAUGCAUCAAUUGCAGCACUCCCUGUAGAUGAGUUGAUUGAGAAGGCUGAUGGAUUUGCUGGAGUGUUUCCAGAACACAAAUAUGAAAUUGUGAAGAGGCUUCAGGAGAGGAAGCACAUUUGUGGAAUGACAGGAGAUGGUGUUAAUGAUGCCCCUGCUUUAAAGAAGGCAGAUAUUGGAAUUGCUGUUGCUGAUGCUACUGAUGCUGCUCGAAGUGCUUCAGACAUUGUCCUUACUGAACCUGGGUUGAGUGUUAUUAUUAGUGCAGUGCUAACCAGCAGGGCCAUCUUCCAAAGAAUGAAGAACUAUACUAUCUAUGCUGUUUCUAUUACUAUUAGGAUAGUGUUUGGUUUCUUGUUCAUUGCUUUAAUAUGGAAGUUUGACUUUGCGCCAUUCAUGGUUCUGAUAAUUGCCAUCCUAAAUGAUGGAACCAUAAUGACAAUAUCAAAGGAUCGAGUGAAGCCAUCUCCACAGCCAGAUAGCUGGAAGCUAAAAGAGAUUUUUGCUACUGGUGUUGUGCUUGGUGGUUACUUGGCUCUGAUGACAGUAAUAUUCUUCUGGGCAAUGAAAGAUACUAACUUCUUCUCAGACACAUUUCAUGUAAAACCUUUGAGGGAGAGCCCUGAGGAAAUGAUGGCAGCCUUGUACCUACAAGUGAGUAUUGUGAGCCAGGCCCUUAUUUUUGUCACGAGAUCUCGUAGCUGGUCCUUCAUCGAACGUCCUGGACUUCUUUUAGUCAGUGCCUUCAUAAUUGCUCAGCUGGUAGCAACUCUCAUAGCAGUCUAUGCAAAUUGGGGUUUUGCACGGAUUAACGGAGCAGGAUGGGGUUGGGCUGGUGUAAUCUGGUUAUACAGUGUGGUAACAUAUAUCCCUCUUGAUAUCCUCAAAUUUGCAAUCCGCUAUGCCCAGAGUGGGAAAGCUUGGGAUACGCUUUUGGAGAACAAGACUGCCUUCACUACAAAGAAAGACUAUGGAAAAGAAGAGAGGGAAGCACAAUGGGCUGCUGCACAGAGGACUCUACAUGGUCUUCAACCACCCGAAACAUCUAACCUUUUCAAUGACAAGAAUAGCUACAGGGAGCUUUCUGAGAUUGCAGAACAAGCCAAGAGGCGAGCUGAGGUUGCAAGGCUCCGUGAGCUGCAUACGCUGAAAGGUCACGUGGAGUCGGUGGUGAAGCUGAAAGGGCUUGAUAUUGAUACAAUUCAACAACAUUAUACAGUUUAAAAGAGCAAGCUAUAUUUUCUUUUAAGUGGAGCAAACUAGGCUGAUGUCCUACCCCUGAAGGAGAAGAGAAGGGCUUAAAAUUAUGAUGACGAUGAAGAUCUUCGUAAAAAAACAACAAAAAUAAACCGAAAGAAAAAAAAAAAAUGUAGCUUUUUUAAAUCUAGAUUAGGGUUGGUAUUACUCUUGUUGGAAAUUUUAUUUAGUUUUUUAUCGUUACCAAUUGGUAAAGUUACUGUUCUCUUUAAUUAACAAACUAUAGUAAUUACAUAUCUUCUCCUUGUGCUGUA
Ziziphus jujuba (common jujube) is the source of this 3485-nucleotide messenger RNA. RefSeq names its product plasma membrane ATPase 4. The transcript has 16 exons. Bases 334 to 3198 code for a protein of 954 amino acids. Gene Ontology annotation, cellular component: plasma membrane. Gene Ontology annotation, molecular function: ATP hydrolysis activity; ATP binding; P-type proton-exporting transporter activity. The record is from RefSeq and is a predicted model, not a curated record. Gene Ontology annotation, biological process: regulation of intracellular pH; proton export across plasma membrane. NCBI's taxonomy places the organism in Eukaryota, Viridiplantae, Streptophyta, Magnoliopsida, Rosales, Rhamnaceae.